Messenger RNA from Nicrophorus vespilloides, 3671 nucleotides. Its product is annotated as aspartyl/asparaginyl beta-hydroxylase. Bases 183 to 3077 code for a protein of 964 amino acids. Gene Ontology annotation, cellular component: endoplasmic reticulum. NCBI's taxonomy places the organism in Eukaryota, Metazoa, Arthropoda, Insecta, Coleoptera, Silphidae. Gene Ontology annotation, molecular function: peptidyl-aspartic acid 3-dioxygenase activity; protein binding. The transcript has 12 exons. Gene Ontology annotation, biological process: peptidyl-aspartic acid hydroxylation. The record is from RefSeq and is a predicted model, not a curated record.
CGGAGGAGUCCGGCGUCUUAUAAUAGUUCAAAUUAUUGUCAGAGGCCGCAGCCAGUGGGCCGCGGUAAUUCUCAGCGAAAAUAGACGUGGUCUACCAUCAGGACCACGGGAGUAUAUGAGAGCAGUCGCCAUAGCAUCCAGCGCUUCCGCUUAAACCGCGAUCACCGAACCGAUCUCCCAGCAUGUCGGGAGAUCUGCAACCCAGGAAGCGACGCGAGAAGAAGAAAAAGAAAGAUGAUGUCGAAGAGACAAUCCAUCCCCAUUUCGUACGCACCCCGACACCACCCUCCGACGACCUCAACAUCCACGUGCACAAGGAUAGUAGUACCGGAGGUGGCCUUUGCGCCAAAUUCGUUUUCUUCAUCCUCCUAGGAAUACUCGCCGUCCUUAUUGGUCUCAUCAUCAGCGAGCAUCGCGGACUCACCGACCUCGAAGCCACGGAAUCCGAAAGUCGCUUUUCACAUCUAUUCGAAGGUUGGGUGGAUAAAACUGCAGAUCACGAUGACCACGGUGAGCAUCUACAAGAGUCACAGGAACACGACGAGGAGGAUGAUCAUCAGUCGGAAGUGAGCGAAGAAGAUGAACACGACGAGGAGCAAGCUAGUGAAGAAGAUGACGAUGCCAGUCAUCAUGACGACGAAGACGAAGAUAAUGUAAGUGACGAAGAUGACGAAGAUAAAAUUAGUGUCGAAGAGAAAGUCAGCGACGAAGAUAAUGUUAGCGAUGAAGAUAAUGUAAGCGACGAAGAUAAAGUUAGCGACGAGGAUAAAGUUAGUGAUGAAAACGAGGAUGAUGACGACGAUGAUGAUAAAAUAAGCGAAGAGGUGGACGAAGAAGAAGGUAAAGCUAGCGAUGAGGACGACAAAAUUAGUGAAGAAGAGGACAAAGUGAGCGAUGAAGCCGACGACGAAGAUGAUAAAGUCAGCGAAGAAGAUAUACAGCAGGAAAGCGAGGAAGCUGAAGAAUUAAGUGAAGAGGUACUUGCCAUUACCGAAAACGAAAGCAAGGAAGAAGUCAAUGAAGAUGACGAUAAAAGCGCCGAAGAUGAAUUCAAAGAGAAUAUAGAAGAGCAGGACGAUAAUGAGGAGGAAGUAGAGGAUGAAAAGGAACACGUAGAAGCAACAAACGAAGGCGUGGUUGUUAAAUUCGGAGUCGGCGUCGCGAUAUUGGUCGUGGCAUAUGUUGUGCUGGUUAGAAAAUGGAAAUCCGAUAAGGUUGACGAGGUGCACGAGAAAACCACGGGCAUAGACUUAUCGCGACGUAAUACCAUUGUUGUGCCGCCUAAAGUCGAGGAAGUUGAACACGUUAUCCUCAACGAUGAAGAGGAGGAAGUCGUAGAGCAAGAAAUCAAGUUACACCCGAAAGUCAAGGAAGAUUAUCAACAGUUGCGAACGACCUAUGAAAGGUCUCUGACUCCCGAAAGCGAACCAGAAAACUCAUACGACGAGGAAGAGGUUGAAGAUGUCGAAGAUGUUGAAGAGGAAGAAAUGGAGGAGGAGGAAGAGGAUGAAGAUUUGAUCGAAGAAGAAGACGAAAUGAUCGACGACGAAGAGGAUAUAGACGAGGAGGAAGAUAUUGAGGAAGAAGAAGAAGAUGAAGAUAUCGAGUCUAUAUCAGACGACCUCAUAAAGAAAUUUGAAGCGAAAUAUGGAAAACUGAAUAAAGAGAUGGAUGAUGAAGAGGAGGAAGAGGAUUCGGAGGUUUACGAAGAAGAGGACGAAUUUGAAUGGAAACACAAACAAGCCGACAACAAGGAACAGAAAUCUCAGUCUGGGGCUCAGGACAUGUACGAGUUCGAUAACAUCACAAGUUCCUAUGAUUACGCAAUCAAGGAUCAGUUGGAUGAAAACGACCAACAGAACAAUUUUGCAUUGGCUUUGGUCCGUUUUAACAAAAUCCUAGACGCGCAUCCGAAAUCCCCUCGCGCUUUGUUUGGAAAAGCGAACUGCUUGGAUCAACUAGCCGAUAAGGAAAGAAGCAACGAAUUGUUGAGGAAGUCCAUCGACGUUUACCUGAAAAUCUUGAACAUGGAAGACGUACCCGAUAUAUUAUACCAGCAAGCAGCUGAAAGAUGCAUCAAUCGCAUGCGAUUUAUAGGUUUCUAUGGAAGAGCCAUUUCCGUCCACAACUUAUUAAUUCGAAGAUUUCCGGACGAAAUCAAAUUCAGAAAUCAAUUAUCUAUUACUUAUUUAACCGUCAAUAAAAUUAAAGAAGCAAGAUCUUUGCUGGUUGAUACUUUGCGCCGAUGGCCAGAUGAUGGUGUAGCAUUAGUUCACUAUGGAUUCAUCUUGAAAGUAUCUGAUAAUAACUUAAAAGAAGGCAUGAAAUACUUAGCCAAAGGCUUAAAUACUAAAGCUGAAGGCGUUGUUGAUGGUCGAUUCUAUUUCCAUUUAGGCGAUGCUUUAACAAGAUUGGGAAAACUUAAACAAGCGCAAGAUGUUUUCAUAGAUGGAGUCGCAAACAAAGUCUUCCUGUCCCUCUACCAGAGAUCACUGUACAACGUAAAUCGAUUAACUGGUAAACCAUGGUGGAGCAUUGGAGAUUUACCUCGAUAUCAACAAUUCUUCAAAUCAUUAGAAGCAAACUAUAAACUUAUCCGAAACGAAGGUACUAACGCAUUAAAUGGUAAAGGAUCGUUUCAAGACGAAGCUGAAAAUCUACGUGACAAGGGGGAUUGGAAACAGCUCGAAUUGUACGCGAGAGGCGUUAAGAAUAAGGACAAUUGCAAACGGUGUCCUUUCACAUGUAAAUUAGUAGAAUCUUUAUCAGAUGCCACAGGUUGUAGACGCGGUCAAAUUAAGUUCAGCGUGAUGCAUCCUGGCACUCACGUCUGGCCUCACUGCGGUCCUACAAAUUGUAGGCUAAGGGCGCAUCUUGGACUUGUAGUACCACCAAAAACCUACAUUAGGGUGGCACAAGAAACUAGAUCCUGGAGAGAGGGGAAGGUAUUAAUCUUUGACGAUAGCUUUGAGCACGAAGUAUGGCAUAAUGGUACAGAUUUCCGAUUGGUCCUCAUUGUAGACACCUGGCAUCCAGAGUUAACAGUAAAGGAGAAACGGACACUCUCCUCCAUAUAAAUCUCAUCUACAUAUUACCAUUUUUAUAUCACGUUAAAUAUAAUAUUCAUUUUUUGUCAUUGUUUCACCUCAUUUAAUACAAAAAUCAGUCUUCCUAUGAUCAAAUUCGAUAACUUCUUUGAAAUACAAUUUUUACUAAUAAUGCUAGUAACCAAAGCUUUGUAUUUAAAUGCAUACAGACAAUAUAUUUUUUAUAUAUAAGAAUAUAUUAUAGUAAAAAUAUUAUAGUUCUACAAUAUUAUUGAACCUUCCUUGUUGAAAGGUUUUUUUUUGUAGCAUUGUGUUUAUUGUCUUACUACUAUUUUAUUAUACAAUUAAUAUUGAUAAUUCAUUAUAAUAUUUCGUUUAACAAAUCUUCUAUUAUCAUCAUUACAUACAUUUGUAUUUUAUUUAUAUUUGCACAAAUGUGUAAGAUGAACAUUGGCAAAUUUCAUUGCUAUUUAUUAUUAUUAUUUUCACAUAGUUAUCUCAAUAAUAUUCUAGAAUUUCAGUUUUUUUUUUUCAUAAUUGUAGCCAAAAAUAUUCGCAUAUAUAAUUGUUAUACAAUAAAUGUUUAUUUUAAUUUUUCUAGUAAAAGAAAGUUAUAGUUAUGAA